Canariomyces notabilis is the source of this 983-nucleotide messenger RNA. RefSeq lists its product as uncharacterized. Lineage: Eukaryota; Fungi; Ascomycota; Sordariomycetes; Sordariales; Chaetomiaceae. The coding region runs from base 96 to 716 and encodes 206 amino acids. Gene Ontology annotation, cellular component: nucleolus; preribosome, large subunit precursor. The record is from RefSeq and is a predicted model, not a curated record. Gene Ontology annotation, molecular function: mRNA binding. Gene Ontology annotation, biological process: intracellular mRNA localization; ribosomal large subunit biogenesis. The transcript is spliced from 2 exons.
CGUCGAUAACGUCCUUCGAUAAGCAGAGGUCCCCAAAUUUUCGAGACGUCGAGUUGCCAAAAGGACACCGGCAACGGCAACACGCAGCAGCAACAAUGGCGCCAACACGCACAGUAAAAAACAAGCAUGCCGCCAGUAAGACCAAUGGCGCUGGCAGCAAGUCUUCCAAAGACGGCGGCAUUACCAAGUCCAAAAGCAGAUCCGGGUCCAAAGCAAAUGUAAAAGCGCCAGCGAUCCAAGUCAAGGGGCGACCCAACAUCCCGGGCCUCGACAAGAAUAAGACGAAGAAGCAACAGCGCGUCUACACCGAGAAAGAACUAGGAAUACCCGAACUGAACAUGGUGACCCCGGUGGGAGUGACCAAACCGCGGGGCAAGAAGAAGGGCAAGGUGUUUGUCGACGACAGAGAAAGUAUGGCCACAAUUCUAGCGCUUGUUCAGGCCGAAAAAGAAGGGCAGAUCGAGUCAAAGAUGAUCAGGGCGCGGCAAAUGGAAGAGAUUCGCGAGGCGCGCCGGGCCGAGGCCGAGAAGAAGGAGGCGGAACGCAAGGCCAAGCUGGAGGAGACCAAGGAGUCGCUGCGCAAGAAACGCAAGCGGCAUGGCCACGGGAACAAGCACGAUGACGACGAAGACACAAGCCUCAAAGCCGUCACGGCUACAGGGACCAAGGCCGCCAAGCCCAAGAAGAAGAGGGUUUCUUUUGCUGCGCCUGAAUGAAGCAUAUUAUAAAGAGGGGGAGUGGGGACUUUUUGCUAUUUGAUCGAGUAUUUCAUGGGUAUGCAUGGUGGCGUCUGGCGUGUUGGGCGAGGGUUCUAAAACUGGGUUUGAUCGCGUUAGGAACAGAGAUACCAACUCGAUUGAGGGGACUACAUAUGUUGGCGGGUAUCCGGCUCACGGCGCCUGUUGAUAGUAUACGGUACUUUAAGAGCAGGAUAUACGUGCAUUCGAUAGCGAGGCAAAAUCUUAGACCCCCUGUUGUACGCC